AGACGUUCGCGUGUGCGUGACGUCAUCCACGGCCUGUUAUCAACUUGGAACUAGCAGCUACCGUGUGCCAUGGACUCAGCCCAGUGAUAUUGACAAUAGAGAGAAAAAGGAAAGUGACCCGGGGGGAGGCCAGAGAGACCCGUUAGGAGCAGAGGUUUAGAGCCACCAGUAUCUCUCCGAAAGACGCCGGCUCCCCCCUCACAACUCACACAACACAGUCCCUCCCUCCUCCUCCCGGUUCGCCGGGAUAUCCUUAGCCAAGGCCGCUUGGGGAAUGUGAAUGAUUUGUGUAUGUGAGAGAGAUCUGAGGGAUAUGUCCUCAGCACCAACCACUCCUCCAUCAGUGGAUAAAGUAGACGGAUUUUCUCGGAAGUCCGUCAGAAAAGCCAGGCAGAAGAGGUCACAAAGCUCUUCCCAGUUCAGAUCUCAGGGCAAGCCAAUAGAGCUAACACCUCUGCCGCUGCUUAAAGACGUCCCAACCUUAGAGCAACCUGAGCUGUUCCUAAAAAAGCUUCAACAGUGCGGUGUCAUUUUUGAUUUCAUGGAUACACUGUCUGAUCUUAAAAUGAAAGAAUACAAGCGCUCUACUCUGAAUGAACUGGUGGAUUACGUAGCAAUAAGCAGAGGAUGCUUGACAGAACAGACUUAUCCUGAAGCAGUUAGAAUGGUAUCCUGCAAUAUAUUUAGAACCCUUCCCCCAAGUGACAGCAAUGAAUUUGAUCCUGAGGAAGAUGAACCCACGCUUGAAGCAUCAUGGCCACACUUACAGCUUAUAUAUGAAUUUUUCAUACGAUUUUUGGAAAGUCAAGAAUUUCAACCCAGUAUUGCCAAAAAGUAUAUAGAUCAAAAAUUUGUAUUACAGCUUUUAGAGCUAUUUGACAGUGAAGACCCUCGUGAAAGGGACUAUUUAAAAACAGUCUUACACAGAAUUUAUGGCAAGUUUCUGGGACUCCGAGCAUUUAUUCGAAAACAGAUUAACAAUAUUUUUCUACGAUUUGUUUAUGAAACUGAACACUUUAAUGGAGUAGCAGAAUUGCUGGAAAUAUUAGGAAGUAUUAUCAAUGGCUUUGCAUUGCCUCUCAAAGCAGAGCAUAAACAGUUUCUUGUUAAGGUGCUGAUACCUCUGCAUACUGUACGGAGCUUAUCCCUCUUCCAUGCACAGCUGGCAUAUUGUAUAGUACAGUUUCUGGAGAAAGAUCCUACACUCACAGAACCAGUCAUUAGAGGGCUGAUGAAAUUUUGGCCGAAAACAUGCAGCCAGAAAGAGGUUAUGUUCCUAGGAGAGUUAGAGGAGAUUCUCGAUGUGAUUGAACCCUCACAAUUUGUUAAAAUUCAGGAACCUUUGUUUAAACAGAUUUCCAAGUGUGUAUCAAGCCCUCACUUCCAGGUGGCCGAACGAGCGCUUUACUAUUGGAACAAUGAAUACAUCAUGAGCCUAAUAGAGGAGAAUUCAAACGUCGUCCUUCCCAUAAUGUUUGCAAGUCUGUACAGGAUUUCCAAAGAACACUGGAAUCCGGCAAUCGUGGCUCUCGUGUACAACGUAUUGAAGGCCUUCAUGGAGAUGAACAGCACAUUAUUCGAUGAGCUGACAGCCACUUACAAGUCAGAUCGCCAGCGUGAGAAGAAGAAGGAAAAGGAAAGAGAAGAACUAUGGAAGAAACUUGAGGACCUGGAAUUAAAGAGAGGUCUUAGGAGUGAUGGAAUUAUCCCAACUUAACAGAGGGACCAUCUUCACCCUUCCCUGUGGAGUCCCAUUUAUGUAGUAGAAGAUGGAGCAACAGUUUCUGUAUUGUGCAACUUUACAGUAGAUCACAUUUGUUUCAUUAUUACAGCGGCACUGUAUAUACUGUAACUGUCUAAAAAGAAAAAUUAUACGGACUUCAAUCCAAAGUUUGGACAGUAGACAAACUCUUCAGAACUUUGCAAGCAUAAUACAUUGUUUUAAACUUUCUUUAAACCUCUGGAUUUCUUGAUAAAAAAACAAAACAAAUUGACAGUUUCGAAUUCCCAUUUUAAGGCACUUGGGUAUGUAUCUAUGGCUUGAAGUAUGUCGGCGUUUCUGAUCAGGCGUUAAAAUUAAUGUCUCUUUCUGCUCAACAGGUUAAAUAUAUUUGUAUAGAAACAAACCCACAAACAUUUAAUAGCUGAGUCCUCUUCUGGAAAAAAAGAAAAAAAACAUUCUCCUUGUUCUCCAUGACUUUCUUUGCACAUCUUCAAGAGCUGAAUGUCUGCAGAACUGUUCCUGGCAAUGGUUUUGUAUGCUGGUGUUUGUUUUUUUGGCAAUGCCAGUGUAGCUCUGGUGCUUUUUUUUUUAAUUGCAGAUUGGGCAUGUAAGAGAAGUGUAUGGAUAGGUGGAGAUGAAUAUAAGAUUGCAUCCCAUGUACAAGUGUAUCUCACUACAGACCACAAGUACCCAACCAGUAUUAGUAUUUGCACCAUCCUUAAGACAUAGGGCAGUUUUAGGAACUCCUAUAUUUUAGCAAUUAUUAUCCUUUGACAUUUUAUUGGAACAUUUUGAAAUAAAGAGUUUUUAAAAAAAAAAAGAAAUAAAAAAAAAAACACUAAACAUUAAGAACAGGAUGAGUCCUUAAGUGGAUAGGAUUGUAUUCAGAGAAGGCAAAAGGAAACGGUUUACACUGUUUGGGGGCAAUGCCUUAUUUUGGAGCAUAAUAAGCUUGAGAACACUCGCAUGUAGGGAGGUUCUGCAGUACCCGUUUAGUGGCUUCCCGUCGACUGGACUCUGCUCCAGCCCAAAUCAGUAGCAUUCAAUAGAGUAGGGCAGGGGUCCCCAACCUUUUCCACCCGUGAGCAAAAUUCAGAUGUAAAAAGAGUUGGGGAGCAACACAAGCAUCAAAAAUGUUCCUGGGUGGUGCCAAAUAAGGGUUGUGAUUGACUAUUGGUAGCCCCUAUGUGGACUGGUAGCCUACAGGAGGCUCUGUUUGGCAGUACAUCUGGUUUUUAUGCAACCAAAACUUGCCUCCAAGCCUGGAAUUAAAAAAUAAGCACCUUCUUUGAGGCCACUGGGAGCAACAUCCAAGGGGUUGGAGAGCAACAUGUUGCUCACGAGCUACUGGUUGGGGAUCACUGGAGUAGGGGAUAGACUGGAGCCUUGCCAAACCACUGGUAAAGUUCGAAGAAAAAACUUUAUUAUAUAAAGUUAACAUUAAAAACAUGAACAGGUAUCCAUCUUGAGACCUUUAAUUAAACCAUGACGUGUCUAGUCACUUGACGCGUUCCAUUCUGAAGUGCCAGAAUGAGGCAUGAAACGCGUCCGGUUUCAUUAACGGUCUCAAGAUGGAUACCUGUUCAUGUUUUUAAUGUUAACUUGGCAAUAAAGUUUUUUCAUUGAACUAUACAAGUGGUUUGGCAGGGCUCCUGUCUAUCUACUACUCUAUUGAAUGCACAUAAUAUGCUGUCACCAAGUAUUCCCACAAAAACAUAGGAAGGUGCGGAGGUAUAGUUUCUGAAAACCCGUAACCUUGUUUCUGUGGCUCUAGAGCUUCUCUCACCUCACAGUGCCAGCCCUCCGGGAAGGGUCCUCCAUCGCACCCGUCUCCAUUCUCACCUGGAUGCACAGUCUUUACUACUGUAUUUAUCACCGAAAGUGGUUCUGCAAAUGCUACUGACCGAAAUCCUGGAAUUCCUGUUGUCCUGAGUAUUAAUAAUAAAGUUUAAAAAUGCUUUUAUAUCAAA
This is a messenger RNA of Xenopus laevis (African clawed frog), 3693 nucleotides long. It is a transcript of the gene ppp2r5e.S, whose product is annotated as protein phosphatase 2 regulatory subunit B', epsilon. Lineage: Eukaryota; Metazoa; Chordata; Amphibia; Anura; Pipidae. Gene Ontology annotation, molecular function: protein phosphatase activator activity; protein phosphatase regulator activity. The record is from RefSeq and is a predicted model, not a curated record. The transcript has 14 exons. Gene Ontology annotation, biological process: signal transduction. Gene Ontology annotation, cellular component: nucleus; cytosol; protein phosphatase type 2A complex. Bases 281 to 1717 code for a protein of 478 amino acids.